AGCUGCUCGUCCCAUCUGUCCGUACGCCGCCGCCUGUCCGGGAUCCACCACCAGCCAUGGGCGAGCCAGCAUGGCAAGAGACCCUCCGGGUCCGACUCGUCGAACGCAACUCUCAGGAGUCGUCCUACGCGUCGAUCAUCGAGCAAUAUCGCAGAUUGGCCCAACAGACGAAGCUGCUGAAGGAACGCAAUGCAUCCCUCCUGCGUGCGAUGGGCAGUGCGCGAGGGAACCCUAAUCCCAGCAGCUCGACCGUCUACGUGCCGGGAUCGGGAGAGGACAAUCCCGUACGAGCCGCGUAUAUCACAUCUUUGGAGUCGCAAAUCUCGUCAUUACGAGACGAGCUCGCCACGGUCUACAAAACGCAGGGCCAGAACGCGCAGAGGCUGCUGGCCAUGAACGAGACUCUGCGAGAGAAGGAGGAGCUUUCCCGGGUCGACUCCGAGGGUCUCAGGAAGGCACGCGAUGAUAUCACGGCCUUGAGGAAGAAGGUCGAACAGCAUAACGAGCUGAUGGCUGAGAAAGAUAGGACUGCUCAGGUCCUUCAUGACGAGAUCAACACAUUACAGCUGGAGCUGACCCAGAUCGAGGAACGGAAUGCGAUCCUGACGAAGGACAAUGCAAAGCUCCUUCAGCGCUGGCUCGACGCAAAACAAGCCGAGGUGAACAAGAUGAACGAAGUCAACGACCUCUACGAGGACCUGCAGUCGAGGCGCCAAGCCGCAUUGAACUCACACCUCCAGGGCCCUCAGAAGACAGGAUGCAGAUGUCCAGUCGCUUCCGGAGUCGGAGUCGGGAAACGGGGAGGUGACGACGGAAGCAGGGACAGCGACGACGAGGGAUGGGACUCAGUCUCCAGAGGAGACGAGCGUGAAUCAGACACCGAAUGGUUGAUGGUUGAUGAGUGAUUCACUUGUGCAUCAUUGGGCCUCUUGCUUUUCGCUGAACAUUCGCACAUGGCUUUGCAUACCCUACCUGCUACCUGAUAUCCUAGCCGCAUUUGCUUUACAUUCAAUGCUAUCCUACUGUUGCUGCAUUGCCAGGUACUAUCCACUCCCAUAAUAUACAAUCUACUCUGCUCAAGGUAUUAUUCACUGCUGUUGUGCGGUCUGCCAACUGGGGAGAACUUGAGAACAUAUAAUGUACAGACAACGCACGCUACACGCGCCGUGGCUCGAUCACGAAGAUGCCGAGC
Messenger RNA from Fomitopsis serialis, 1192 nucleotides. RefSeq names its product autophagy protein 16-domain-containing protein. Gene Ontology annotation, biological process: autophagosome assembly. The record is from RefSeq and is a predicted model, not a curated record. Lineage: Eukaryota; Fungi; Basidiomycota; Agaricomycetes; Polyporales; Fomitopsidaceae. Gene Ontology annotation, cellular component: autophagosome membrane. The transcript is spliced from 4 exons. The coding region runs from base 57 to 905 and encodes 282 amino acids.